Bubalus bubalis (water buffalo) is the source of this 3385-nucleotide messenger RNA. Its product is annotated as CD151 antigen. The transcript has 15 exons. Lineage: Eukaryota; Metazoa; Chordata; Mammalia; Artiodactyla; Bovidae. Bases 434 to 2764 code for a protein of 776 amino acids. Gene Ontology annotation, molecular function: calcium ion binding. Gene Ontology annotation, cellular component: membrane. The record is from RefSeq and is a predicted model, not a curated record.
AGAAGCAUAGGGAAGAGAGGAAAGUCACGCCACUCCUAGAGAUAACCGUUGAAAAUAUUUUGGUCUAUUUCCUGCCUGGUUUUUCCUGCACGCUCUUCGGCGCCUGAAAUCAAGAUCCUGAGGACUGCCCCCCCUCCUUGGCCCUGUGCAGGAAGUGUCCCCGGGGUCGUCUCCACCCCACCAGGAGCUCAGGCUCGGACAGGACAGACCCUGGGGGUCGGGGGCUGCAUGCAAGGGCGGGCGGGCUGAGUGCUGGGCUACAGGGCAGUGCUGAGAGGCGGGGACACGGCGGGGACACGGCGACAGCGGCGGCGGCUCCGCCCGGCCGGCCCUGCCGGGGUCUCGGUACUGGCGGGUGGACAACCCAGUGCGCGCAGGUGUGGCGGUGAAGCUCGCAGCUCUGCUCAGGCCACCCAAGGCUGAGCCCACCGCCAUGGCCAGCCCCCCUGGGGCUGGGGAGGCCCAGGAGGAGGAGGGGUGGGAGCAGGGCUGCACGCCAGGGCCCCCGGCCACGAUGCUGGAGCAGGCCCAGGAGCUGUUCCUGCUGUGCGACAAGGAGGCCAAGGGCUUCAUCACCCGGCACGACCUGCAGGGCCUGCAGAGCGACCUGCCCCUCACGCCCGAGCAGCUGGAGGCUGUGUUUGAAAGCCUGGACCAGGCGCACACCGGCUUCCUCACCGCUCGGGAGUUCUGCCUCGGCCUGGGCAAGUUCGUGGGCGUGGAGGCCACCGCGGGUGCUCUGCCCUCCCGGGCUCCAGAGGAGACCUUCGAGUCGGGCUGGUUGGAUGUGCAAGGCGCCGGGGGCUCAGUGGAGGAGGACGAGGAGCUGCUCUGCUCGGCGCUGGAGCAGCUGGGUGUGGCCCGGGUCCUGGGCGAGCAGCAGGCAAUUCGGGCGCUCUGGACCCGGCUGCAGCGUGAGCGGCCCGAACUGCUGGGCUCCUUCGAGGACGUUCUGAUGCGCGCGUCAGCCUGCCUGGAGGAGGCGGCCAGAGAGCGGGACGGCCUGGAGCACGCUCUGCGGAGGCGGGAGAGCGAGCACCAGCGGGAAGUGCGGUGUCUGUACGAGGAGAUGGAGCAGCAGCUGCGCGAGCAGCGCCAGCGCCUGCGGGGUCAGGGCCUCCCCCAGGAGGAGCGGAGAGGCCGCCUGGAACUGGAGCUGCAGAGUCGCGAGCAGGAGCUGGAGCGCGCGGGGCUGCGGCAGCGGGAGGUGAGCAGCCGCCGCGCGGAGGGAUGCAUGGCGGCCCAGCCCGGGCCCAAGCCCCGCCGUCCCCACGCACUCCCUGGCGACUUGGGGGGCUCUCUCCAGCCUCGACCCCCCGCUCCCCCAGCUGGAACAACAGCUGCAGGCCCGGACCUCCGAGCAGCUGGAGGCGCAGGCGCAGAACGCACAGCUGUGGCUGGCCAACGAGGCGCUGCGGACGCAACUGGAGGGCGCGCAGGAGCAGCUCCGCAAACUGGAGGGCGACGCGCAGGGCCGCCGCGAGCAAGCCCAACGGUGCCGGGGGCGGGCCGGGCCCUCGGGGGCGGGCUCCGGGGAGGGGCGCGCCUGGAGCUCCGGGCUGCCGUCGCCCCCGGCUCCAGCCCCGCCUCUGGGGUGUCCGUGGGGCGGGUCCUCCAGGGGGCCGUGCGGCACCCCGAGGCGCCUUCCUGCAUCCGGAUCACCACCUCCGUCCUGCAGAGACGUGGUCGCGGUCUCGAGGAACAUGCAGAAAGAGAAGCUCAGCCUCCUGCGGCAACUGGAGCUUCUCAGUGGAGCCUCUUCAGGCGGGAACUUCUGUCUACCUGCCCUACAGAGGAGCCAUCCCACCAGCCAGUGGCGGCGGGGGCUUCCGUGCAGCCCUCCCGGGAGGGGUCCUGCUUCCCACAGACGCUCCCAGAAUCAUCACCCAGGCAGGCAGUUGGCUUGGCCCCAACCUGGUCUGGACACGUGUCCCCCGCUCCUCUCCCCGCUGGCGUUUGGCCGUCCUCCUGGGCAGCGCCUCCCCCACCCACCGGCCCCAGGAUGGGCGAGUUUGGGGAGAAGUCGACAACAUGUGGCACCGUCUGCCUCAAGUACCUGCUCUUCACCUUCAACUGCUGCUUCUGGCUGGCUGGUCUGGCCGUCAUGGCCGUGGGCAUCUGGACGCUGGCCCUCAAGAGCGACUACAUCAGCCUGCUGGCCUCGGGCACCUACCUGGCCACAGCCUACAUCCUGGUGGUGGCGGGCAUUGUUGUUAUGGUGACCGGGGCGCUGGGCUGCUGUGCCACCUUCAAGGAGAGGAGGAACCUGCUGCGUCUGUACUUCGGCCUGCUCCUCAUCAUCUUUCUGCUGGAGAUCAUUGCCGGGGUCCUGGCCUACGUCUACUACCAGCAGCUGAACGCAGAGCUCAAGGAGAACCUCAAGGGCACCAUGACCAGGCGGUACCACCAGCCGGGCCACGAGGGCGUGACCAGCGCUGUGGACAAGCUGCAGCAGGAGUUCCACUGCUGCGGCAGCAACAACUCGCGGGACUGGCAGGACAGCGAGUGGAUCCGCUCGGGUGAAGCGGACGGACGAGUGGUCCCCGACAGCUGCUGCAAGACCGUGGUGCCUGGCUGUGGGCGGCGGGACCACGCCUCCAACAUCUACAAAGUGGAGGGCGGCUGCAUCACCAAGCUGGAGACCUUCAUCCAGGAGCACCUGAGGAUCAUCGGGGCCGUGGGCCUGGGCAUUGCCUGUGUACAGGUGUUCGGGAUGCUCUUCACCUGCUGCCUGUACAAGAGCCUGAAGCUGGAGCACUACUGAGCGUGUCCACGGGCACCCGCCCUCCGUGCGCUGCAGCUUCUUGCCAUGCGUUGACUACUGACACUCCUGAGAGCCAGAGUGCUGCGGUCCAGGCGGCGACUCUGCCCCCUCCCCUACCAGGGAGACUGUUCCACUGCCUGGACCCCCACUGUGCCAUCACCGUGCCCUCUGGGAACCCCCAAGCCCCAGAGGCAGCUUCAAGUGCCUUUAGCUACACACCAAAGUCCCAAGACCUAAGGUCAGCCCCACCGAUCUGUUGGGCUGGGGGUUAACAACAAAGGCCCCCCUCCCACCACCGUCUUCUUUGGGCUGAGAUCGUGGCCUUGGGGUGCUCCAGAAAUGGGCUGGUGCAGGGAGCUGGGCAGCAGCAGGUGAGGAGGCCCCAGGUGCCUCCCCCAGGCCCCCGGGGUACCGGGCCUCCUCCUCAACCAGGGAAGAGCCCUCCGGGCCGGGCCUCGGCUGCUCCCCCGCUGACCGCCGUCUGCAGCCUCGUACUGACUAGGUCACCGCUCUCACGCUCCCCCAGAGGCAGGACCCUGAGGGUUAUAGUCACUGCUCUAGUCCAUGCCUAGGACUGCUCUUGCUACUUGAUAGGUGCUCAAUAAAUGUCUGUGGAAUGGA